Molecule: messenger RNA, 1272 nt
Organism: Rhinopithecus roxellana (golden snub-nosed monkey)
Lineage: Eukaryota; Metazoa; Chordata; Mammalia; Primates; Cercopithecidae
Gene: SSTR5
Product: somatostatin receptor 5
Exons: 1
Coding region: 83-1195 (370 amino acids)
Biological process (GO): neuropeptide signaling pathway; cellular response to glucocorticoid stimulus; regulation of insulin secretion
Cellular component (GO): membrane; neuron projection
Molecular function (GO): neuropeptide binding; somatostatin receptor activity
Source: RefSeq, a predicted model, not a curated record
GCAUGUACUGGUUCAGGGACUCACCACCCUGGCGUCCUCCCUUCUUCUCUUGCAGAGUCCGACGUGCCCCCGGGCUGCCGCCAUGGAACCCCUGUUCCCAGCUUCCACGCCCAGCUGGAACGCCUCCUCCCCGGGGGCUGCCUCCUCCCCGGGGGCUGCCUCCGGAGGCUUUGACAACAGGACGCUGGUGGAGCCGGUGCCCUCGGUGGGGGCCCGGGCAGUACUGGUGCCUGUGCUGUACCUGCUGGUGUGUGCGGCUGGGCUGGGCGGGAACACGCUGGUCAUCUACGUGGUGCUGCGCUUUGCCAAGAUGAAAACGGUCACCAACAUCUACAUCCUCAACCUGGCGGUGGCCGACGUCCUCUACAUGCUGGGGCUGCCCUUCUUGGCCACGCAGAACGCUGCGUCCUUCUGGCCCUUUGGCCCCGUCCUGUGCCGCCUGGUCAUGACACUGGAUGGUGUCAACCAGUUCACCAGUGUCUUCUGCCUGACGGUCAUGAGUGUGGACCGCUACCUGGCCGUGGUGCACCCGCUGAGCUCCGCCCGCUGGCGCCGACCGCGUGUGGCCAAGCUGGCGAGCGCCGCGGCCUGGGCCCUGUCUCUGUGCAUGUCGCUGCCGCUCCUGGUGUUCGCAGACGUGCAGGAGGGCGGCACCUGCAACGCCAGCUGGCCGGAGCCCGUGGGGCUGUGGGGCGCCGUCUUCAUCAUCUACACGGCCGUGCUGGGCUUUUUCGGGCCGCUGCUGAUCAUCUGCCUGUGCUACCUGCUCAUCGUGGUGAAGGUGAGGGCGGCGGGCGUGCGCGUGGGCUGCGUGCGGCGGCGCUCGGAGCGGAAGGUGACGCGCAUGGUGUUGGUGGUGGUGCUGGUGUUCGCGGGAUGCUGGCUGCCCUUCUUCACCGUCAACAUCGUCAACCUGGCCGUGGCGCUGCCCCAGGAGCCCGCCUCCGCCGGCCUCUACUUCUUCGUGGUCAUCCUCUCCUACGCCAACAGCUGCGCCAAUCCCGUCCUCUACGGUUUCCUCUCUGACAAUUUCCGCCAGAGCUUCCAGAAGGUUCUGUGCCUCCGCCAGGGCUCUGGCGCCAAGGACGCUGACGCCAUGGAGCCGCGGCCAGAUAGGAGCCGGCAGCAGCAGGAGGCUAUGCCGCCCGCGCAUGGCGCUGAAGCCAAUGGGCUUAUGCAGACCAGCAAGCUGUGAGGGCCCCGGGGGGAUGGGUGGCCCCGUGUCACCCCCAGGUGCACUGCAGUGACCCCCACCCAUGACCUGCCAGUCAG